Messenger RNA from Limulus polyphemus (Atlantic horseshoe crab), 5762 nucleotides. Its product is annotated as carboxy-terminal domain RNA polymerase II polypeptide A small phosphatase 1-like. The coding region runs from base 134 to 1006 and encodes 290 amino acids. NCBI's taxonomy places the organism in Eukaryota, Metazoa, Arthropoda, Merostomata, Xiphosura, Limulidae. Gene Ontology annotation, molecular function: RNA polymerase II CTD heptapeptide repeat phosphatase activity. The record is from RefSeq and is a predicted model, not a curated record. The transcript is spliced from 8 exons.
ACGUAUACUGACGAAGAAAUUUGCUACCAUAGAUUAGUUCUAAAUUUGAAAGUGUUUUAACAUUCACGAACAAAUUAAUUGAUCAAAGUAAUCGCAGUGACUGCUGAAGCUGUAAAAGACUAAUGCGGGAAUAAUGGACAGUACGUCCAUUAUUACUCAAGUUAGCCGAGACGAGGAACAACUGACAAGUUUUCCUCCCGAAAGAGCUUUUCCUGUUGUUAAAAAGCCCCGACAUAAAGGGUUUUUUGACACUUUAUUGUGCUGUUUUAGCCGUAACCCAAGGCAAACAAAUCCAUCAACGCAUUCUGAGGAAAAUGGCCAAUGUUCACCUAAGUUACCGGUCCAAGGCAAGUACUUGCUGCCUCCUAUGAAGCCUCAGGACAUGCAUAAAAUAUGCAUGGUUAUUGACCUGGAUGAAACUCUUGUCCACAGCUCUUUUAAGCCCAUCAGUAAUGCAGACUUUGUAGUUCCUGUUGAAAUUGAUGGCACCGUUCAUCAAGUUUACGUCUUAAAAAGGCCGUAUGUAGAUGAGUUCUUAAGAAAGAUGGGGGAGCUUUACGAAUGUGUCUUAUUCACUGCCAGCCUUGCAAAAUAUGCUGACCCCGUAGCAGACCUGCUAGACAGGUGGGGAGUUUUCCGAGCAAGGUUGUUCCGAGAAUCAUGUGUCUUCCAUAGAAAUAACUAUGUAAAGGACCUUGGAAGAUUAGGUCGAGAUCUUCAGAGGGUUGUUAUAGUUGAUAAUUCUCCAGCUUCUUACUCCUUCCAUCCUGAAAAUGCUGUGUCAGUGGCGUCUUGGUUCGAGGAUAGCACAGACACAGAAUUACGAGAUCUUAUUCCAUUCUUUGAAAAACUUAGUAAGAAAGACAGUGUGUAUUCUUUGCUGCAAAACUCCAAUCAUGCAGCCAUCCAUCCUCUGCCUUCUCACUCGUUGAAUGGCCCACACAUAUUGCCUCCUAAUGUGCCUUCUCCUCAGUCACUGUUAAACAACACAAAUCAGCCUUCUUAGCAUCACUGGUGAAUCAGUGACGUUGAUGCUAUCAUAUCUUAUAGUUGCCAGUGGCUGCUGGUCCAUCUAAUGGUGCUUUUGGCAACUUUUUCAGGUUAAGGAAAAUAGUUUUGGUCAUGAUGGAAUCACAGUAUCAUAUUAUUUUGUAGAGAAACUUACUUUGUUAACUUGGUCCUGUACAUGUGCCAAUUUUUCUUAAGGUAAGUGUGGUAAUUAUGUGUUGGGUCCACAAGUUUUAUAAUCACCGUGUGCUAGGAUGAAUUUAUACCAUGAUUAUUAUUUUCUAUGCCUGAUAAUAAAGAGCAGCCAUGCCAUAGGCUACUGUUUACAUCAUAAUUAUAUGAAAAUGCUGAAUAAAAUAAUAAUUUUAUAAUCAAAUGUAUAUUAAUAGUAGAAGUGUAGCAUGAAAGAACUGGUUCUUGGGGUUUUUAUUAUUAGUGUUAAGUUUUCAGACCUGUUAACUUUCUUUAUGCAUCAAGUUGUUAUUAUUCAGUAUGAACAGCUUUCUUUUUAGCAUCAGUAAACAAUGUCUAGCAUUUGUUUCUUGGCCUGUGUGCCAAUUGUAAACAAGUUGAAUUGGCAGCUUGAAGUCAGCGGGCAUUGUUAACAUGGGUCUAAAUAAUAUACUGAAUAUGCAUUCAUUCAUAUGUAAUUGUUAUAUAUCAUUGUUGUUACUGUCUUAUUUUACCAUGUAAAAUCAGUAGUUUGGUCAAUAAAUUUUGAGACUAUCCAAGUAAUUUUUGUACCUUAAAUUUGAUAUAUGUGUAUUUUGCAUGUACAAAUUGAAGUGUCUUAUAAUGACAGUUUAAUUCAAAUAAUUAAGAAUUCCAACAAAAGGGGUUGGAAAAUUGUUUAUUGUUAGCUGUUGUUUAAGUUUAUUAUGAAAAAACUAGUAAUACAAAAUUGAUGAGAUUUUUGUAUUAAAAAACAUAUUAGCUGUAGUUUUUGCUGUUGGUUUAUUGUUUGAUUACUGAUAUAUAAAUUCUUUACCCAUUUGUCUUUUCAUGUUAAUGUGAAUAUUAACACAAAAUUCCUCAUCUCCUCAAGACUUCAAAAAUCACUGCAUAAUAUCUGUAGUAUAGUAUACUGUACAAAGUUCAAAAUCCUAUAGCUGAAAAAUUAAACCAAGAGACUUCUUUGAUAAAGAUAAUGCUGGUAUGUACAAGAAGGAAGAAGAUUAAAAUAGCUUUAACAGGAGUAAAACUGGUAUUUUUUUGAUACAGCUAUUUUGUGUAAGAAGGCUAUAAAGAGAUUUUAUAUCAACAUAACAGGUUUUUGUACAAUGUAUGGUUGCCAAAAGAAACUUCCUGGCUGAAAGCUAAAGAAUGGGAAUUUGUUAUAGAAAGUAGAAUAUAUAUAUUUAUACAGUUUAUUCACACAUUUUAUUAAUAUGUAGAAAAGGUAUUAUAUAUAUAAAUAUGUGUGUUUGAAUGUUGUCUGUAUUCUGAUAUUUAUAAUAUGCAUACAGGUAUCGAUAGGUAUGAAACCUAAUGCUACUUAAUGUAUAUCACCACUAAGUAAUACAGGCAUGUUCAAAUACAUUAAUAAGUACAUGACUUAGCAUGGCAAUGAGAGUUACAAGUCUAAGCAUGCCAAUGAUAAAUAAUAUUUUUUUCCCACAAUUCACAACAGAAUUUUGAUAUUUUGGUACAAAAUUUACUUCGGCAGCUCAAUUUUUAUGAGAAAGUGUUUCAAGUAGAGUAACAAUGUAGUAAAACUCUGUGUACUUCUUCCACUCCGCUGGUUUAUUUCUUGAUGAUUGUACUAUUGUUUAUAGGCAAGGUUAAUUAUCUUUUUUAUUUUGUAAAAAGCUUUGAAAAGUUGACUUUUUUUUUAAAUGUUAAGGUCAUCUCUUAUGUUUCAUUUCGUGAAAUCUUAUUCACUAUGUCAAAUCAUUUUUUAUGAUUAGCUAAGGUCCCAUUUAAUGUUAAACAAUCAAGUACAUGUAUAUGUAGAUUGAGAGGAUUGUGAAUAUAUUGUAAAGUAAAUGAGAGUGAUCUGUGUAACAUUCUGUUGUAGCUGUUGCUUCCCAACUCGUGAAGGUAUUUACUUCUUUUUUUUAUACCGGGUCCGUAAUAUAUUUAGGUUUUGUGUUUGCAGCAUACUUAUAUUCUAUAUACCAGAUAUCCAACCUAUUUAGGUACUGUCUGUGUACCUAGGAUACUAUUAUUUUGUAAACCAGAUAAGGAACCUAUAUGGGUGCUAAUUGUGUGUGCAUGUAGGUUAUUCACAUCCUGUAAACCAGAUGCUGUACAUUACCUGUUGAGGUCUUACCUCGUGUGUAAUGUAGUCAAGUUUUUCUUCAGCUGUAGUAAAUAUAGUCCCUGUAGCCAUAAGUUUGAUACUUUGAACAUUUAUUUAUUACAGUUAGGUUCUACAGUUUGUUGUAUGAAAUAUUUAACAUAUUCUGUAAGAGAAAAUGUGCGAUAUACAGAUUCUGUACUCAUCUAUGUAAAACAAUGAAACUCAUAACCAGCUGUAAACGAUGACAAUUCAGAUUGGCUGUAUUUAGUAAAUAGGUGGAUGUUGGACAAUAUCAUAUAUGGAAGUUCUUUAACCAGAUCAAAACCUGUAAUAAUAAACCAACAUCUUGGAAGUGAAUCACUGUUGGCAAUAACCAUAUCUUUAAUAAGCAUUAUAAUAUAUUCAAGUUAUGUAACUGUGUAUAUGAUAUAUAGUUUUUGUUUUAUAACUGGCUAUGUAGCAUGUUUGAUACUCAGCCGUGAUAGUAUGUAUACAGACUUGGUUUCUAGAUUCAGUUACUUGGGUAUUUAGGCCCUCAAUAUUGUUAGCACCGUACUUAUUCAGUAUCUUUGACCAACUAUCAUAGGUUAGAAUCUUUGAGAAUGGCAUGUUUUUAUUUCUUUAAAAUAAAUUUUAAGCAAUACAGAAUACUCUUUAAACAAAACAGCAUCAGAUGAAUUUAUUUUAAAUUGCAUGUGAUCAGAAGAUAUCCUCGAGUCAUCUCAUAAUUAGAUUUUUAGAAUUUUUUUUUAAAGCUGAAGUAUGAGAUACAAUUACAAAGGGAAAAAUUGUUACUCCAAAGCAAAUUGUUCACUUGGAUGUCUGUUUUACUGCUGGGAGAAUCAAAAUUUUAAAGUAAAAUAAGUAUCUAGGUUAAUAGCUUCAGUUUGUUUUUGUUGGCAUUGCAAGAUUAAAUUCAGUUUUAGCCUUGUAGUUGAAUGUAACUUUGAAUGAUACAGAAACUGUGUAGAUAUGGAGAAAGAAAGUUGAGGAAAAAAUUAUGAACAUUUUACGCCAGCCUAAUGCCAUUUUAAUUAUGUAAUGUAUUAAGAAUUUCCCAUAGAGUAAACUGUUUUUAACUUUUCAUUUAUAUUGUUUUGUGCCUUUAAAAAAAAUUGAUGGGAUUUGCCUUAUUUAAGUUCUCAUCCAGUUAAUUGAAAGAAACUUUUGAGGAACUGAAUUGUGUAUGAAAACACUUUUUACUUAAAUUCAUUUUAUAACUCAAUGUUUUUUACAACACUAUAAUUUUUGUAGGAUAGCAGUUGAUUUUGACAGUAGAUAAUAAGUAUAAAUAGAAAAGUGAGACAAACCUUAAUAUAAGGUUGUAUUCCCCUUUCUAGUUACACUUUUUGGAGUUUUUUACAUUCUUUUUAAAUGCAUUGAUUGUCAGCUUAAGAGGUUUAAAAUAUAAAUUACAGUGGUUUUUUUAUACCUUUUGCACAUAGAAUGCAUGUCUUUUUAUCUUUUAUCAUGUAAGGAAAUUCUUUUGAAUUAAAAAUAGUUUAGCUGUUAUCUUUAAUAUAAAAAGUAAAAAUAUGCUACUGUAUCUUUGUAUUUCAAACAUUUUAAUGGCAUGUUCUUAUACUAAAGACCUUUAAAAUGUAGUUAAACUUUCUACCCAAGAAGUUGCAUACCGGUGGUGAUAUAGCACUUGUUAUUAUAUGUCAUAUGCAAGACACUGUUCAUUGCAGAGCAUAAUCCCACUCUUGAAAAUAUUUGUGUUUAUGCAUGAUAUUCAGCAAUGAUAUUUACCCUUUAAUAACGAAUAUGUUUUGAUGGAGUAACGAACACCUAGUGCCAUACCUAAUGAUCAGAAAUAAAAAUGCUGGCAUGGCACGUUUCAGACUUGAGGUUGUUCAGUCCAGUUGCAAAGAAAAUGAGCACAAACUAUGAUCCAUUGUCUGGAUCAUGACGUUGCAGAGCCCUGUCUUGUGGAAGUCAUCUUGGAUAAUCAUUCAAUGGUACAAAAUGUUUUGAAAUAUAGUAUUAAGUUUAAGCAGUGUACAGUGAUUUGUUAAGUUUAAGCUGUGCUGGGAAAUGAGCGUUGUUGUCAAGCUAGCCUGAGUAUAAUUUUUAUAAUAUAAUCUGCAUUUUUUACCUUAUCAUAAUUUAAAAACUGUUGUUUGAAAAUAGUCCUUCUUUAUUAAUAGAUGUAUAAAAAUUAUAUAUAGAUUUUUUUUUCAAGUAAUAAAAAAUGUUAACAAUUUCUACAAGUUUUGGCUUGUAGGAAGGAUUUUUUUAGCAUAAUACAUGUAUUAAGCUGAACAUAAAGAUUUAUUUGUUUGGGAAAAUCUUUGAUUUGUAUAAAUCAGUUUUAUCUGCAUAUGCUUGAUUUACAGAUUUUUUUAAUGUCAAAAUUAUUUUUUUACAAAACGGAAUUUCUAUUGAAGAUCAGUGUUAACUUUUCAUCUUAAAAAUAUAAGAUUGUGAUGCUAUAAAAAAAUGUAUCUCAAGAAAAUGUACAAUAGUCUUCCUACAAUUCUUCAUGAAUUAAAGUAUUUAAAUGAGAAAA